ACCCCUGCCUCCGACCCCCCCGGACCCGCCGCGCGGAGACAUGUAGCCUCGUGUUCGGUCGGCGCGUACGAAGAUGUGCCGUCUCGCUGGGUCUAAUAAUAGCCGCCCUUCUUCUCGCCGCCCCGCCGCCUUAUUGCAUUAUGGAUGCCGCCGGAGCGGCGUCCCGUCCAGAUAGCGUGGGAACGAGUCAGUGAGGCUGCGGCUCCGAUGCUCCAGCAGCAGCAGCAGCAGCAGCAGCAGCAGCAGCAGCAGCAGCAUCCCCUGCCCCCCUUCUCCUCCGCCUGCUCCGCCCGGGCCAUGCCCGCAGUGUGAGCCCGCUGCCCCGGCUCCCCGGUUCCUCGUCCCGGUUCCGCGGCGGCGCCAUGCGGGAGUACAAGGUGGUGGUGCUCGGCAGCGGCGGGGUGGGCAAGUCGGCGCUCACCGUGCAGUUCGUCACCGGGACCUUCAUCGAGAAGUACGACCCCACCAUCGAAGAUUUCUACCGAAAGGAGAUCGAGGUGGACUCCUCCCCGUCCGUGCUGGAGAUCCUGGACACGGCCGGUACCGAGCAGUUCGCCUCCAUGCGGGACCUGUACAUCCGGAACGGCCAGGGCUUCAUCCUGGUCUACAGCCUGGUCAACCAGCAGAGCUUCCAGGACAUCAAGCCCAUGAGGGACCAGAUCAUCCGGGUAAAGAGGUACCAGCAGGUGCCCGUGGUGCUGGUGGGGAACAAGGUGGACCUGGAGGAGGAGCGGGAGGUGUCCCCGAGCGAGGGCCAGGCGCUGGCCGAGGACUGGGGCUGCCCCUUCAUGGAGACGUCGGCCAAGAGCAAGACCAUGGUGGACGAGCUGUUCGCCGAGAUCGUCCGGCAGAUGGACUUCUGUCCCCUGCCGGACCGCAGAGAGACCUGCUGCCCCGCCUGCAGCAUCCAGUAGCCAGCCGCAAAGGCCCCGUGCAGAUUCGUCGGUUUUCAGAGGAAAGACACGCUCUCUCGCUCGUGCUCCGCCCGCCCGCCCGCUCUCUGCGGUCCGCAGUCACACAGGCGCCGUCAUUCUGGGAAUUGUAGGGAAUCACUUAACCGAAGCAGAAGAGGACGAAACAGAAAGGACUCAGACGGAGGCCGGAGUCUUCCUGGACCGCUCACAUCCAUCACGGAGAGAGUUCCCAGGUUCCCCGAAGGCAGCGCGGUGCCAGAGCCCUGUUAAAAGCCACGGGCAGAGAGGACGACGGCGCUGACGGCCGCCGGGGAGGCGGCCAUCGCCCCGAGCGGCGGCGGCGGCACGCAGCCUGACUUCUAACGCCUGGAUUUGUCAAUUUUAAUGCACUUUUGGGACUUUGUGACGGCGCGAGACUCAUGACAAGCAACGCCACUGUGAAGGAGUCGUACCGGGAGCGCAGGCCCCAAACACCUACAAACGAAUGAAUGAAUGAAUGAACAGAAUGUCCAUGAAGGAGACCGCACCUUUUCAACAAGGAGGGGGGGUGGGGGAAUUCAUGCAACGUCAACACGCUGCGGGCGAAGAGUGCAUGAAGUCGUACAAUCAAUCUCACCCAAAGAGACUGCGUCGUCCGGCCCGCCGCUCGGCCAGACUUUGAAAUGUAACGACACUUUUCUUUACACCUUACAGACAAAUGCAAAAUGUGCAAAUGCCUUGUUCCAUGUACGAAGUGAACAUCGGUGUCAGUGUGUAGCCCAUCGACCAGUAUCUAAAGUCACAUGUUAGUGGUUUAAAUGUCAGAAACACUUAUUUUCAAGAAAAAAAUAAA
Salarias fasciatus (jewelled blenny) is the source of this 1746-nucleotide messenger RNA. RefSeq names its product ras-related protein Rap-2a-like. Gene Ontology annotation, biological process: Rap protein signal transduction. The coding region runs from base 363 to 914 and encodes 183 amino acids. Gene Ontology annotation, molecular function: GTP binding; GTPase activity. NCBI's taxonomy places the organism in Eukaryota, Metazoa, Chordata, Actinopteri, Blenniiformes, Blenniidae. The transcript is spliced from 2 exons. The record is from RefSeq and is a predicted model, not a curated record. Gene Ontology annotation, cellular component: membrane.